This is a messenger RNA of Entrophospora candida, 1395 nucleotides long. The record is from the annotation of a GenBank genome assembly. NCBI's taxonomy places the organism in Eukaryota, Fungi, Glomeromycota, Glomeromycetes, Entrophosporales, Entrophosporaceae.
AUGAUAUCAUUAACAAUAACUUUCUUAAGUUUUUGGUUUAUUCUUCAUCUUAUAACUUAUUUUCUGCAACAAAAAUUAAAGCAACCAUUAACGAACUCGGUUAGAUCAGCCGCCAACAACACUCCACUACCAAGAUUUCGUUCACAAAAAAAUUACACUGUUAUACACUCAAAACCAUUUAAUAUAAGACUAACCACAACGAUCUUAAAUCCCGUUUUUACAUCAAUAGCAAAAAAAUCACCUAGAUUUUGGAGAAUAUGGUUUAAUAUUGGUGCAUUUGUUGGAAUAUGCGUUAUGAUAAUUGGUGUUGGUGUAAUAAUGGUUGCCAGCUGGAAACUUUUAAUAGAGUUGUUUUCAAAUGUUGUGUUGGACACUGAUGUAUCUUCAACAUCAACAAAACUAUUUGUAAAUUCUUCAACGACAGAUGGAUCAAAUAUAAGAUUGAGAAAAAGAGGUUUAGAAGAUUAUAAUAAUAAUAAUUUAUUGGAAAAAAAAGAUCACCAAGUAUUUAAACCCGUAAUCCCUGGUAUCACUUUACCAAUUUCACAUCUUGCUUAUUAUCUCAUAGCACUUUUAGUUUGUGGAAUGAUUCAUGAGGCUGGUCAUGCAAUUUCUGCAAUAAAUGAAUCAUUGCAUAUAAAAUCAACUGGGAUAUUUUUAUAUGUAUUAUAUCCUGGAGCAUUUGUAAAUCUUCCUUUAAGAACGAUAAAAACAUUAUCGCCUAUAAGACAACUUCGAAUAAUUUGUGCUGGAGUAUGGCAUAAUGCAAUUGUAUUUCUGUUAGGGACUUUAUUGUUGAAUAUUGGCGUUAUAAAAAUACUUUCAAGUGCUACUGCAUGGAAGUCUGUGGAUGGAAUUGGAGUGAAUGUGGUCGAAGUUGAAAAAGACACGCCUUUACAUAAUUUUUUAAUGCCUUCAAGUUUAAUAACAAAGUUAGAUGACUAUGAUUUAAAUUAUCCAUCAUUGGAAAGUUGGUCAAACUACUUGUUAAAUAAUGAUAAAAUAGAAAUCAAUAAUAAUGGAUUCUGUGCUUCAGAAAAAGACGUAACAAAUUCUUUAGAUUGUUGUGACAUCUCAUUUGAACACCCUUAUGGAAAUUCGAAAAAUGAUUCUAUCUCAUGUUUCAAAAAAAAAGAUCCACAUCCUUUGAAGCUUGUUUGUCUACCAACAAGACCAAUUCUUGUCAAUAUUAAUGAACAACGUUGUACAAAAGCUUCUGAUUGUUCAACAAUAUCUAAUUCACCAUUAUGUGUGCUACCAUAUAUGCCUGCUGGAUUCCCUAGACCUUUAAGAAUAUAUUAUAGAGACUCGCCUUGGAUUAAUCAAAAUAACGAUCAAGAAAACGUUUUAUUAUACAUGGGUGAUUUACAAGUUGUAUGGGAAAUUGGUAAUUAA